AUGGAGAAAAAAGUAGUCACGGCAAAUGGAUCGAUAAAUCUGCCAACAGAAAUUAGUUGGCAAGGGUCAAUGUCCGAAAACUGGAGAUUUUUCAAACAAAGGUAUGAAAUCUUUAUUAUUGCAUCUGGAAAUGAAGCAAAGGACGGAAAAACAAAAACAGCUUUGUUAUUAAACGCCAUAGGGGACAGGGCAAUAAAAUUAUAUAAUGGAUUUAAUUUUGAGAAACCGGAACAUCGAUUCGAGUUUGAAAAAGUAAUUGAAAAAUUCGAAGAACAUUUUAAUCCUGAAAGGAAUGAGAUUUACGAAAGAUAUAAAUUCUUUACCAGAAAUCAAAAUGAAGGAGAAUCGUAUGAGGACUAUUCAGUGGCUCUGAGAGAUCUUUCGAGUACGUGUAACUUCGAUUUUUUAACAGAUAGCUUGAUAAGAGAUAGACUAGUGUGUGGAAUUUCUGACAAAACAGUAAAGGAUAGAUUGUUACGUACAAAAGAUUUGACCUUAGCUAAAGCCAUUGAUAUAUGUCGUACAUCGCAAGAAACACAAAGGCAACUUGAGAAAAUUUGUUCUUCGACUAGUACUUCGAACAAUAUAGAUAAUUUAAACGAUGUAGACUAUAACAUACAAAAGAUUAAUAAAAAACCAAAUACUGCAGAUAAUGCCGGAAAGAAUACGAAGAAAGACAGAUAUACAAAUUAUACACAUGAGUGUCAAAGAUGUGGCUAUAUUCAUCCAGUGAAGAGAUGUUUAGCCUUUGGCAAGCGUUGUGUUCGUUGCAAUGGCUACAAUCAUUUUGCAAAUAAAUGCAAAAAUCGUUUUGUUCAUAAUGUGGAAGAUAAUAAUGAUGAGAGAAGAUGUGAAAAUAUGGAGGAGAAUAUUAAGACUAUAUUUUUUGGAUCAGUUUUCAUAAAUUCUCUAAAGGAAGACACGAAGGAUUGGACAAUUGUCGUUGGAUCUAAUAAUGUGUCUCUUGAUUUAAAAGUCGAUACUGGUGCUCAGGCGAAUUUAUUAUCUGGAAGAAACUUGUCAAGGUUAGGAUUAGACAAAAAUAAUCUUUUAGAGUGUAAGGCCAGGCUGACAACAUAUACAGGUCAAGUAAUUAACUGUCUUGGAAAGUGUUCUUUGCCUAUUAAGUAUGAUGGCAAAAACUACGUAUUAGAUUUCUAUGUAGUAGACUCAGAUAAAGCAAGCAACAUAUUAGGACUACAAUCAGCGAUUAAAAUGAAUUUAGUUAAUCCUUUAAAAAAUCAAAAUUUAAAAAUCAAUGAAAUUAAUACAUUAUCAGAGUAUAGGGAUUUAUUUGAAGGCUUAGGAUGUAUGAAAGAGGAAUAUGAUAUUAAACUAAAACAAAAUGCCACUCCAGUUGUUCAUGCGAGUAGACGAGUUCCAAUAGCAAUUCAACCAAUUUUAAAGAGAAAACUUGAUGAACUGGAGAAAAUAGGAGUGAUAUCUAAAGUAUCACAUCCUACAGAGUGGGUCAAUUCUUUAGUUAUUGUUCAUAAGCCUAACGGAGAUUUGAGGUUGUGCUUAGACCCUAAGGACUUAAAUGAGGUUAUCAAAAGGCAACACUUAGAACUACCUACUCUUGAGGAGAUCACUAGUAAACUUUCAGGUGCUAAGUAUUUUAGCACUCUAGAUGUAAAAAAUGGAUUUUGGAAUAUAAAGUUAUCUGCAGCAAGCUCUGAUUUAUGUUGUUUUAAUACUCCGUUUGGAAGAUACAAAUUUCUAAGAAUGCCUUUUGGAAUUUGUAGUGCGUCUGAAGUUUAUCAACACCGAAUGCGUCAAAUACUAGAUGACUUAGAUGGGGUUGAUGUAUAUAUUGACGAUAUUUUGAUUUGGGGUAAAACGAAACAAGAACAUGAUAAACGUCUUAAAAAAGUAUUCGAUAGAUUGAGACAGGAGAAUGUAAAACUAAAUAAGGAUAAAUGUAAGAUUGACGUGCAGCAGUUAAAAUAUUUAGGACAUAUUAUAAGCAAGGAUGAACAACAUGAAAGAGUAUUUAAUGAGUUAAAAAAGAUACUAACUGAGAAACCCGUAUUACAAUUUUUUGAUGAAAAGUUACCGGUAGUUCUUUCCGUUGAUAGUUCUAAGGAUGGAUUAGGCGCUGUAUUAUUACAAAAUAGAUUACCAGUGGCUUAUGCAUCAAAAGCUUUAAGCGAAUGUCAGCAGCGCUACGCGCAGAUUGAAAAAGAGUUGUUGGCAAUUUUGUUUGGCUGUGAAAGAUUUCAUCAGUUCAUAUUUGGAAGACAUAUAACCAUUGAAACCGAUCACAAUCCAUUAAUAGGCAUAAUAAAAAAACCAUUGAAUUCCACUUCGCCACGUAUACAACGUAUGUUAAUCAAGUUGCAAAAAUAUGAAUUUAAUUUAGUCUAUAAGCGUGGCAAGGAAUUGUAUAUAGCAGACACUUUAUCUAGAUCAUUCGAUACGGAUGACAGUCUGCAAAUUGACCUAGAAGAGAGUAAUAUUGAGGCUAAUAUUAAUCUAGUGAUAGAAACAUUAAACAUAAGUAAAAAGCAAUUAAAUAAUGUUCAAAACUUUACGAGAAAUAAUGAAGAAAUGAAGUUAUUAAAGGAAUUUAUCCUUAAAGGUUGGCCAAGCCAUAAAAUCUCUGUACCGGAGAAAAUAAGAUCAUAUUGGCAUGUAAGAGACAGCUUGACAUAUAAGUCAAACUUGAUAUUCAAAGGCAAUUCUUUGGUAGUGCCGCCUGAAUUAAGAAAGGAGAUGUUACAUCGGGCGCAUUUUCCACAUUUAGGCAUAACAAAAACAUUGUUGCGAGCAAAUGAGGCUAUGUAUUGGCCCAGAAUGGUACACGAAAUCACAGAAUUAGUAUCACGGUGUGAAACAUGUAAGCUUUUUAGUAACAAUAAUAAAAAAGAGACUUUAAUUCCACAUGCGGUACCACAGUUACCAUGGGAAAAAGUGGGUAUUGACUUAUUUCAUUUAUACGGUACUGAUUAUUUAAUUGUAAUAGACUAUUAUUCAAAAUAUCCAGAGAUUGCUGCGUUAAAAGAAAUAAAAAGUGAAGAUAUCAUUGAUAAGUUAAAACAAAUAUUUAGUAGACACGGCAUUCCACGAAAAAUAUUUAGUGACGGAGGGCCGCAGUUUUCCAGCAUGAGUUUUAAAGCGUUUGCUAAUCAAUACAACUUUGAGCAUAUUAUGUCUAGUCCAGAAUAUCCACAAUCAAAUGGCAUGGUGGAAAGAGAAAUACAGACCAUUAAAAAUUUGUUUAAAAAGGCUAUACAUGAGAAAAAAGACCCAUACCUAAUAUUAUUAGAAUUCCGUAAUACACCAAUUUCUAAUACAAUUGCAUCUCCUGCAGAAAACUUAUUUAAUAGGAAAAUAAGGGGUAUUGUGCCAAUUAAUGGUAGUAAAAGUGAUCCAAAUAACUAUAGACCCGUUUCCGUGUUACCAGUGAUAUCCAAAAUAUUCGAGCGAAUACUGUACAAACGCUUAAAUACUUACUUGUCUGAAAAACAAUUUCUCAUUAGUCAACAAUAUGGUUUUCGUUCAAAAUCGAGCACUCUUACCGCCGCCAUAGACUUAGUUACAGAAAUAAGGUCCCAAAUCGAUAAAAAAAAUUUUGCUUUGGGAAUCUUCAUUGACUUGAAGAAGGCUUUCGAUACGGUAAGCCAUGGUAAACUAUUGUUGAAAUUAGGGAAUAUCGGUAUCAGGGGCAGGGCUUUCAAAAUCUUUGAAUCAUACUUACAAAACAGGACGCAAGUUGUAAAAAUAGAUAGCUUUACCAGUUCUGUUAAAAAUGUUACGUGCGGAAUUCCACAAGGCUCCAUAGUUGGUCCAUUAAUGUUUUUAAUUUACGUUAACAAUAUUAUUAACAUUAAUCUAAUUGGAAAACUGACACUGUACGCGGAUGAUACAUGCCUUUUUUAUUACGGUAGCUCUAUUCAGGACUUAAUAAGUAAAGCUCAAAAUGAUCUUGACAGGCUAACAAAAGAAAAAUAUCUGGGAUUAUGGAUAGAUGAUAAGUUGACUUGGAAAGGACACAUAGAACACGUUAGAGCCAAACUGCUACCUAUACUGGGCGCAUUGAGAAAUGUAUCAAACUGCAUUCCUAAUAAAAAAUGUUUUUACCCAAAAGUCAACCGAAAUUUAAGAGAGAAAUUAAUAGAAAAGCAAAAUAAAGACAAAUAUUUUUAUAAUAGGAAUAAAAAAGAUCUAAGACCAAUAGAAACAGGAGAAGGCGUGUUAUUUAGGAUAGGGAGAUUUUGGAAGAAAGGAAUUAUUAAAGGAAAGACAAAUGAUAGGACGUACAAGAUAGCAAAUGAAAAUGGGAGGAUAUUUGUUAGAAACAGGUUUCACAUAAAGCCUCUAAAUAUGAUUCCUUUUUACAUUCCCGAUGUCGAUAAUCAAGAAAGUGACGCAAUCCAACCAUCACAACAACAACCAUCAUCACCAUCAACAUCCUACUAUACAACAUCAUAUGGUCGGGUAGUUAGACCUCCGGUCAGGUAUGGUCAGGAAUAA
This is a messenger RNA of Melitaea cinxia (Glanville fritillary), 4476 nucleotides long. RefSeq lists its product as uncharacterized. NCBI's taxonomy places the organism in Eukaryota, Metazoa, Arthropoda, Insecta, Lepidoptera, Nymphalidae. The coding region runs from base 1 to 4476 and encodes 1491 amino acids. The record is from RefSeq and is a predicted model, not a curated record. The transcript has 4 exons. Gene Ontology annotation, biological process: DNA integration. Gene Ontology annotation, molecular function: nucleic acid binding.